AUGAAAUUUUGUAAGAAUUAAAAACAUCUUGGUUAACAACUUUUUGGAUAUUGCAAAUUGAUAAAUUGUAAUAGUAAGUUAAGAACAUAUUGUGAUAAAUGUAAAUAGAAUCAUGAAGAUCAUCCAUAAGAUUUAUAUUAAUUAGACAACAUAUAAUCUAUCUACUCUUCAAAUUAAUAGAAUACUAUGUAAUUAGGUCUUUUUUAUAAAGAUUUACAAUAAUUUAUGAUAGAAAUCUAAAAAGUAUUGUGCUAAAUAGAUUUGAAUAAUAAUUAAAAAAUGAAUUAUUAGAAUCAAAAUGUUUUGCUAGAUCAAAUAAAUUUAAUGCUAUAGACAUAAAAUGUUUUAAAUUAAAUUUUGCCGAUAUGCUAUACCAUUCGUAAUGAAUGGAAUCAAGUUAUAUAAGAACUUAGUAAUUUGCAUUGUAUUUUAUACUUUUAUUAAUUUAAGUUAAUCAAAAGUCAUUUUAAGAAAUUUAAUAACAAAAUACUGAGAUAAAGAAAUAGAAAACAAUAAAAAAAUAGGAAACAAAAUUCUAGUAAUUAAGUGAAAAGCAAAAUUAAUUUUAAACAAAAUAAAAUUGGGAAAACCUUCAAAUUCAUUUUUCAUAAGAAUUUAAAUAUAAAUGGAUAAAAAUCUUAAAUGAUGGAUUGAUGGCUUAAAAUGAAGAUGAUCGUGGAAUGGUUAUAUGUGAUCCUAUGCUUCCGAGGAAAGGAAAAUAUCAAUUUGCAUUUGGAAUUUCUGAAAAUGCAUAUUUGAUAUGGAUUGGGAUUUGCCAUAAAGAAAUAGUUAUGCAAAGUAACUACACAACAGACUUUAAAUCGGAUAAUGAAAAAGGAAUAGGGUAUUAAAUUGUGUUUAUUUAGAGUCUAUCUUAUAAACAAUUACGGAGUGACUAAUUCACAUAUUAAUGCUGAGAUAAAUAACCUAACUAAUUCUUUUUUCUUUGAACCCAAUGAUCUCAUAGUAGUCUAAGUAGAUAUGGAUUUUGGAAUAAUUAUUUGGUAGAGUAAAAUAUCUAAUAAUUAAUAUGUAAAUUACAUUUUACUAAAUUUUUAGUCAAUGAAAUUCGAUAAAAAUCAAGACGUUCAUCCUUGUGCAGGAAUUACUGCAUUUUCUCCCAUAUAAAUAAUUGAGAAUUUUUGA
Molecule: messenger RNA, 1146 nt
Organism: Paramecium sonneborni
Lineage: Eukaryota; Ciliophora; Oligohymenophorea; Peniculida; Parameciidae
Source: the annotation of a GenBank genome assembly